Messenger RNA from Fusarium redolens, 1674 nucleotides. RefSeq names its product permease for cytosine/purines, uracil, thiamine, allantoin-domain-containing protein. Gene Ontology annotation, molecular function: nucleobase transmembrane transporter activity. The transcript is spliced from 5 exons. The record is from RefSeq and is a predicted model, not a curated record. Gene Ontology annotation, biological process: nucleobase transport; transmembrane transport. Bases 1 to 1674 code for a protein of 557 amino acids. Gene Ontology annotation, cellular component: plasma membrane. NCBI's taxonomy places the organism in Eukaryota, Fungi, Ascomycota, Sordariomycetes, Hypocreales, Nectriaceae.
AUGGCCGCUCUCCUCUCCAAAGCCCACGACCGUCUCCUCGUCAAGAAACAUUUUGCAGAUGGAACGACCGAACCAGCCAACUUUCUCGACAAUGACUCCAUCCGACCAACCCCAGUCAAGGACCGGACGUGGACUUCCAUCACAUACUCAGCUUUCUGGUUCGCGGCCACGGCCAACGUGAGCAAUCUGUACGCAGCCUCUACCGGUCAGUCCGCUGGGUUGAGUAUGUGGGAGGCUCUGGCCUGCUCGCUUGGCGGCCAGUUGCUCGCUGGUUGUCUCAUGGCGCUGAAUGGCCGCGCAGGUGCAUUGUAUCGUAUUCCCUUUCCUGUCGCCUGUCGAGCGAGCUUUGGGACUUGGGGUGCGUUGUGGCCGACGUUUAAUCGUGCCGUCAUGUCGAUCGUCUGGAACGGUGUUAAUGCUGUGCAGGGAGCCCAGUGUCUAUAUGUCUUUCUUCAUGCCAUCUUUCCUUCCAUCGCCAACAUUCCCGACAUCAUGGGCUCCAAAUCGGCCCUCAACUCGGCGCAAAUGCUUUGCUUCUUCCUCUACUGGCUUAUUAAUUGCGCCUUUCUGUUCGUCCCUGUGCCGCGCAUGAGGAAGCUCGUUCACAUCAAGGUUGCCGUCUACUUCGCCGCCACCAUCGCCUUCGUGGCCUGGACAUUAUCGCUAUCCGGCAGCGUUCGCAAGACCCUGACCGAGCCCUCUACUGUGCAAGGUUCCGAAAAGUCCUGGUUGAUCCUCAAGUUCUUCUUCCUGGGACUUGCCAGCUGCGGCACCUUUAUCUCCAAUGCAUCUGAUCUGCAACGAUAUGCCUCCAAGCCCAACGAUGUCAUUGCCGGCCAGGUCUUCAGCUUCCCAAUGUCCAACUUCUUGGUAGGCGUGUUUGGCAACUUGAUCGCGGCUGCUAGCAAAGGUAUUUUCGGCGAGGUCAUCUGGAACCCGCUCACAACCCUCGACAUGCUGAUGGAGGGUGAUCGUCAUACAUCUGCAAAUCGCGCGGGCUGUGCUUUGAUCGCGUUUGCUUAUGUUUACUCUACUGUCUUCUCUGCUAUUUUCGAGAACUCCAUUCCCGCCGGAAACGAUAUCGCAGCCCUCAUGCCCAAAUAUAUAACAGUGAAGCGUGGCUUCUUUAUCUGUGCAGUUAUUUCAUACGCAAUCUGCCCCUGGUACUUGCUCUCAUCUGCGGCCGUGUUCAUUAAUUUCCUGAGCUCGUAUCAGAUCUUCCUCAGCGCCAUCACGGGUAUCCUGAUCUGCGACUACUACCUCCUCAGACGCGGCCUUUUCGACAUCCCUAUGCUUUAUUCGGGGCAUAAGGACUCUACGUACCACUUCUUCCACGGCUUUAAUCCUAGAGCGUUUGCAGUCUAUUUGAUUGCCGUGGCACCCAACUUCUAUGGAUUCCUCUACCAGAUGGGUGUUCACGCACCAUUGGGAAUCCAGCGGUUCUACUACGUUGCCUAUCCCGUAGGACUCUUGUUGGCGUUUGGAAGCUUUUGGCUGAUAAACACACUGUUCCCGAGUAGGAAUAUUCCAAAGGUCUCGGGGUGGCAAGAGCCUAAGGAUUUUGUGGAAAAUCAUGAUGGUACAUUUGUCAACGUUGUGAUUGACUCGUCUGAUGCAGCCUCUGGUGAUCAGGAGAUGGGCAAUGUUCAAAAGUCUGCCACGGAGAAGUACUGA